AUGGCCCCUCCUGCCUUCAAUCUUACUGCACUGGAUCACCAGCUCCUCGCCAUGACCGACGAGGAGUUCAUAGCCCACGACUGGGAUGAUCUACAAGGCAUUAUCGCCCGGAAUGAUCUCGCCGCACUGAAGCGGAAACCCUCCGAUCUCCGCCGAUACCUGGACUGGAGUGCAGCCACCAAAGCGCACUAUGGCUCCAUCAUGAAUUUUAUCUGUCAGCGCCGUCUAGGCUGGUCAUUCCCGCCAGCCUCAACCGAAACAACCCCGGGCUCCACGCCGUCCCCAGCAUCCGCCUCCAGUACACCCGCGGCUAUUCAAAGUGGAGUCACCUUCAGGAACCCGCGCCCAUUUGCCGACCCUGAAGACUACAAGAUUCUCCGGAAUGACUGGCCCUACGGCUUGGACCCCGGCAUUUCGCAUCUCGUUGUUUGGCUGCGCACCCCGAUCCCGGUCCAGGGCGAGGAAGGUCAUCUCACUGAUGAGUCAAGAGCUCUAAUUGAGGACUUUGUUCAGCGGACUUUUGUUGAUCGUCUAGCCCGGGAUCCGCAACGGCGCUUCCAAGACCCUAAAUCUCAGAUUUUGUGGUUUAAGAAUUGGGUUGGGUUGCAGAGUGUACGCGCGCUCGAACAUGUUCAUAUUCUCACUAGAGAUGUUCCGGAAGAUAUUCUCUUCGAAUGGUCGGGGGAGACUGGCGUUACGAGGGAGUAA
Molecule: messenger RNA, 708 nt
Organism: Penicillium manginii
Lineage: Eukaryota; Fungi; Ascomycota; Eurotiomycetes; Eurotiales; Aspergillaceae
Product: GIG1 family protein
Exons: 2
Coding region: 1-708 (235 amino acids)
Biological process (GO): N-acetylglucosamine metabolic process
Cellular component (GO): cytoplasm
Source: RefSeq, a predicted model, not a curated record